Molecule: messenger RNA, 1974 nt
Organism: Thalassophryne amazonica
Lineage: Eukaryota; Metazoa; Chordata; Actinopteri; Batrachoidiformes; Batrachoididae
Product: glutamate-rich protein 1
Exons: 6
Coding region: 305-1234 (309 amino acids)
Source: RefSeq, a predicted model, not a curated record
CCGUGGUGUUAUCGCGACACCGUGUAGCCUGCUGCUAGCUCGGUGCGUUAGCCGUCCUGUUGGAGGCGUCAGACGCUCGACAAACGUAUUAACAUUACGCCCAGUCAGUGUUUUCGCCUUUAUUUAAUGCGUAACCUCACGCUGCACCGUAAAAGUAUUCCGCUGCGCCAGCCUGUGUUUCGAUAGCAGGGCAUUUUAUAAGAUAGUUAACCUUCUCGCUAACAGUUAGCUGGUUAGCAUGCUAACCACCUGUUAAGACUGUUAUCUUUGUGGCGGGUUUUCCUCCCAGUUUGCAGCCGUCAUUAUGACGCACACAAGGAAAGAAGUAUUUCAGUCAAAACUGCUCCAGAAGCUUUACCGUGCACUGCCCAAGUUGGACGAAGAGAUCGGCCCACCGCUUAAUGUAGACAUACUCUGUAACAAAAGUACGAAAGGAAAAACCUCUCAACAGGUUCCUGCAACAGGAGAUGCAGCACCGACACAGAGCGCAGUCGAUUCAGGAAAAAGAUUAUACACAGUUCUACCUCCUCCUGCAGACUGGAAGGCAGAUUGUGUGCAAUCAUUCACACCCACCGAGAUAAGAAGCAUAAAUGCUGCAGAGGACCCUGCUGAGGGUGGUGUCCAUAACAACAGUGAAGAACUGGACCAAGAGGAAGAGGCAGAAAAACUGAGGAGGAGAUGGAAGAGAAGGAGAAAGUUCACACUUCGUGAAGACGGAGCAGCUUCAGUGAUUGAGUCGAGUAAAUGCCAGAAUCAGGCGGAAGGUGGUGAGCGCAUCAGCAGGAACAAGAGGAGGAAAAUGAAAAAGAAACGGCACAAAGAGAAGCUUUUCGCCAUGGGUGUGCUGCCCCGGGCUGCUGCCCUGGAGUUCACCUACCAGAGGAAUGAGGAGAAGAGAGCUGCUGAAGUAUCAAACUUCCUCAAGGCAACAAUGGAAAUCUAUAAGUCAGACUCCUCACUGCACAUAGGUGAGCUUCCUCUCCACUCUGAGGAGGUGUACAAUCUGGUGAGCAAUGUAUCCAGCAGAGAGAAGUCCAGUGCUGUCCUCAAACAGCUCCACAGUCUUAUAGGAUUUGUGCAGCGGAAGGAGACAGACGGUUUGUCCAAAUCGCUGGAGGAGCUGCAAGAAUCCUCGUCCAUGUCUGCAGAGGAAACCACUGCAGUCGUUUCACUUUUCCGAUAUUGGAUAACAGACAUUCUUCCAAUGCGGGGAAACUGCUUUGCACAACACUGACAGCUGCUGCUGGAGGAUCAUUUUCAGUGUUUCUUCGUGUCAGAGGUCAAAUGUCAAACGCAAGCCCUGGGGUAAGAUCCAGGACCCCCACCAGUCUGCAGACUAAAUUAAUAAUAAUCUUAUGUAGUUACAUUUUAACUCUGUCUCAGUGUUGCGGAGGGAAGUACUCUGCAGUCCAGAGUACCACCACGGGUGCAGGUGAAAUAAGACAUCUCCAUGGUUUAUCUGAUACUAGUGCUGAUUUCACCAGACUGAUUCCAAAAUUAUCACUCCGCUCCAAAAUGAUCAUGCAGUCACCACAUUUUCAGUUCCAUGAUAAAGCCUUUGUAAUUUGCCAUCCAUUAUGGCAGCACUUUCAGUUCAUUCCCGGUGCUAAACCCACUCAUUCACUUGCACGUCUCUCACCGCAUUUUUGCCUUAGUGUGUAUAAAAUGUGCACAUCAACCCAGCAGGUCUGUAACAAUGCAUCCUUUGUAAAAAAUAAAUAAAUAAAUAAAAAAUCUGAUGAUCUCAGCCAAUGUUAAUGCAGUAAUAAGCUCUGAUAUGUUCCUAACAUUUAUGUUCUUGCAUAUAAAGUUCAUGCAGAAAGCGAGGUGUGAAAAUCACAAGGCUUUGGUUACAGGAUAGGUAGGUACGAUACCUUUAUAAAAUCCAGUGAGUGCAUAGACAGAUAAAUGAGCACACCACAUCCAGAUUAACACAAUAACUCCAAAAAAAAAAGCAAUAAAUGCCGUCCUCUU